AUGGACGCGUCCGUGACCAGCGAGAGGUUCGGCGGCGGCGUCGGCGGCCGCGGCGGCGGCAUCGAGGACUGGGAGCUCCUCACCACGGACGUGACCGUGAACGAGCUCAUCGGCGAGGGCGCGUUCGGGGAGAUUCGAAGCGGUCACUGGCGCGGGUGCCCGGUCGCGAUCAAGACGCUGAAGACCGCGGUCGUGACGGAUCAGAUCGCGAUCAAGGAGUUCAACCGCGAGAUGGCCAUCUGGAGCAAGCUCGUGCACCCGUUCAUCGUCCAAUUUUUAGGCGUCGGGUACAAAGCCGGUCAGCCGCCGAUCAUGUGCUGCGAGCUCAUGUCCGGCGGGUCCCUGCAGCGCCGUCUGCACGACCUAAAACUCGAAGGGAAGAACAUGAACUUCGACGAGGGGUUCCGAAUCGCGCAGAACAUCGCGUCCGCGCUGACGUACAUGCACUCUCGGAGGCCGUUCGCGGUGCUGCAUCGGGAUUUGAAGCCGGCCAACGUGCUGCUGACGGCGGAGGGCGUGGCGAAGCUCGCGGACUUUGGCCUGUCGAAGAUGCUGUCGCUGUACGAUCACCAGUUCUUGAUGACCGGCGAGACGGGAGCGUACAAGUACAUGGCCCCGGAGGUGUUCCGACACGAUUUCUACGGCCUCAAGUGCGACCUGUACUCCUUCGCCAUCGUCGCGUUCGAGCUCUUCGAAGGUUUGCUCACGCUCAGAGACCCGGUGUCGUGGGCGCACAGAGCCACGGGCGAGGAAGCGCUGAGACCAGGGUGGGCGUUCAUGGCCGCGUACGGCACGCGCCGGUGCCAGAUGAUGACGCAGCUCGUGGAGCAGUGCUGGCACCCGGACCCGAACGAGCGGCCGACGUGCGCGGUCGUUUCGAAGAUCAUGAGGAACAUCGGUCGGCUGUCCAAGUACGACAAGGCGGAGAAGAGCCCGGGCAAGGCGGGCGGGAAGCGAGCGGGAGGCCCAAAAGGGGCGAAAGAGAGCGGCGGUGCGGCGCCUUCGAAGGCGGAGGAGGAGCCGGCGCCGUCGUGCGGGUGCGUCGUCAUGUGA
Messenger RNA from Micromonas pusilla CCMP1545, 1053 nucleotides. RefSeq lists its product as uncharacterized. The transcript is spliced from 2 exons. The record is from RefSeq and is a predicted model, not a curated record. Bases 1 to 1053 code for a protein of 350 amino acids. NCBI's taxonomy places the organism in Eukaryota, Viridiplantae, Chlorophyta, Mamiellophyceae, Mamiellales, Mamiellaceae. Gene Ontology annotation, molecular function: ATP binding; protein serine/threonine kinase activity. Gene Ontology annotation, biological process: protein phosphorylation.